Messenger RNA from Spirodela intermedia, 1153 nucleotides. NCBI's taxonomy places the organism in Eukaryota, Viridiplantae, Streptophyta, Magnoliopsida, Alismatales, Araceae. The record is from the annotation of a GenBank genome assembly.
AUGGAGAGAGUGGGGGAGGCGCUGAGGGUGGGUAGAGUGAUAGGGGAGGUGGUGGACCCCUUCACACCAACUGUUACCAUGGAGAUCUCCUACAACCCCAGGAAGGGAGUCGCUAACGGCCAUGAGCUGUCGCCAGUGGCCACCCAGGCGAAGCCCCGGGUCGAGGUCGGUGGCGGCGACAUGCGUUCCGCCUUCACCUUGGUAACUCAGCGCACACACAUCUCCUCCCAUCUCCCUCUCUCCCUCUCUCUCUCUCUCUCUCACGAUACACACACAUCGGUUCUCUGGUUUCUUUGUGGGUGUCUGAAGAUCAUGACGGACCCGGACGCCCCGAGCCCCAGCAACCCUCACAUGAGAGAGCACCUUCACUGGUUAACCUCUCCUCUUGAGACUGAAACUUACCCAUGAAUCAUACCAUACUUCCUCAUAUGUGGGUUUAUAGCCCGUUUUAUUCACCAUCCGUUCCCUUUUGUCUCAGGAUGGUUACCGAUAUCCCCGGCACUACUGAUGCAUCAUUUGGUGACCUACUCUCUCUCUCUCUCUCUCUCUCUCUCUCUCUCUCUCUCUCUCUCUCUCUCCCCUUGCGUCAAAAGGGCAAGAGGGAUAUAGUAUAAAAACUGGAAUUUCAAUCUCCCGCGAUGCAUCGCCGGAGAACACUCCGCUAUCGCCAGCCCCAAAAGGAAGGUUGAUGGGGAUGGAGGGAGCUUAAGAUAGCGUUUGACCCACAACUGCGCCUGCUUUUGGGGCCGCCGAUCUUAACCCACGAAGCAACGACAGACAUCAUCAUGUAUAUCACCUUCUAUCGGGGCUUCAUCCUUUCCCCAUGAAGAUAAUAUAGGAAAGUGAUUUAUAUAUUAUAUUAUACAUUAGAAGAUGGCGAUUUCAUCUUCUUCCGCUUCUUGUCUAUUUGGAGAUGACGGGACGCUUGGACGCAGGAAGAGAGCUAGUGAGCUACGAGCCUCCGCAGCCGUACCACGGCAUCCACAGGUUCGUCUUCGUCCUGUUCAAGCAAAGGGGGCGGCAGACCGUCCGCCCCCCCGCCUCCAGAGACUGCUUCGACACGAGGAAGUUCUCCGACGACAACGCCCUCGGUCCACCCGUCGCCGCGAUCUACUUCAACGCCCGCCGGGAAACCGCCCCCAGAAGACGAUGA